Messenger RNA from Gambusia affinis (western mosquitofish), 1209 nucleotides. It is a transcript of the gene ccn6, whose product is annotated as cellular communication network factor 6. Gene Ontology annotation, cellular component: extracellular region; extracellular matrix. Gene Ontology annotation, biological process: cell adhesion; signal transduction. Gene Ontology annotation, molecular function: integrin binding; heparin binding. The record is from RefSeq and is a predicted model, not a curated record. The transcript is spliced from 5 exons. Lineage: Eukaryota; Metazoa; Chordata; Actinopteri; Cyprinodontiformes; Poeciliidae. The coding region runs from base 57 to 1076 and encodes 339 amino acids.
CCUCAGUGCCCAGUGAGUCCUCCUCUGGAGCUCACCACAGCCUUCACACUGAAGAGAUGCUACCACUUCUCUGCUGCUCCCUCGUGCUCAUCUUUGCUCAGCAGCCCACCAGCGAUGCUCAAAGAAACGGGCAACAGCCGGCUCCCAGAGGAGGACGGGAGCCGUCCGAAAGGCGGCAGUUCUGCCAGUGGCCUUGCAAGUGUGCUGAGAGGAAGUACUGUGCCCCGGGAGUGAGCUCCGUCCUUGACGGCUGCGGCUGCUGCAAAAGCUGUGCGCGGCAGAUAGGGGAGCGCUGCAAUGAGAGAGAUGUGUGUGACCCACACAAGGGCAUGUACUGUGACUUCUCAACAGACAAGCCUAGAUAUGAGGUUGGAGUGUGUGCGUACAUGAUGGCGGUUGGCUGCGACCUGAAUGGGGUCCACUAUGAGAACGGGGAAACCUUCCAGCCCAGCCCCCUCUAUAAGUGCACAUGCAUAGCCGGAGCCAUCGGCUGCACGCCUGCUUUCAUCCAGAAGCCUGCUGGCCUGCUGGGCCCCGCUCCACUGAUGGGCAACAGACCGGCCGGCCUCCGCAACGGCCCAAAGCCCGGCAAACACCAGCAGGAGACCACAUACAUGACAGCUUGGAAGAAGAACUGUCUGGUCCAGACGACCCCCUGGAGCCCCUGCUCCAAGACCUGCGGACUGGGCAUCUCCGUCCGCGUCAACAACGACAACGCAAAAUGUGAGAUGAGGAAAGAUCGGCGCCUGUGUCUGCUGAGGCCGUGUGAAAAAAACCUGCUGAAGAGCAUCAAGGUGCCAAAGGGGAAGACGUGCAGACCAAAGUUCCAGGCGAAGAAGGCAGAGAAGCUGCGCCUGUCGGGCUGCACCAGCACCAAGAAGUUCAGACCCACGUACUGUGGUGUUUGCAAGGACAAACGCUGCUGUGUCCCCAACAAGUCCCGCAUGAUCAAAGUGAACUUCACCUGCAAAACGGGCUCCAGCGUCCAGUGGAAGAUGCAAUGGAUCUCGUCCUGCGUGUGCCAGAAGAAGUGCACGGAUCCAGAAGACAUGUUUUCUGACCUGCAGUUACUGUAAAAAGCUCCAGAGACAAUCAGCCCGAAGAAAUUCUACAAGAACAAAAACAAAAGACAAAAACAUUCCUUGAAAUCAGUCAUCAAAUGAAGGAAAAAAUGUUAUGCUGAAAGAUUUUUUGAGCUCUGUCUUUCAG